Vigna unguiculata (cowpea) is the source of this 1225-nucleotide messenger RNA. RefSeq names its product zinc transporter 8-like. Gene Ontology annotation, cellular component: plasma membrane. Lineage: Eukaryota; Viridiplantae; Streptophyta; Magnoliopsida; Fabales; Fabaceae. Gene Ontology annotation, biological process: zinc ion transmembrane transport. The record is from RefSeq and is a predicted model, not a curated record. Gene Ontology annotation, molecular function: zinc ion transmembrane transporter activity.
AUGGGUAGAUUCAAGAUAAACAGACAGUUUUUGUUUUCUUCUUCUAUUUUCGUCUUUUUGGUUGUACUUCCGACCUUAGUUGCAGCAGAAUGUACUUGUGACGAAGAAAACGAAGAUCGUGACAGAACAAAAGCUUUGAGAUACAAAAUAGCAGCUUUGGUAUCAAUAUUAAUUGCGAGUGCAAUUGGAGUGUGUAUUCCUCUCCUAGGAAAAGUGAUACCUGCGUUGAGUCCGGAAAAAAAUAUUUUCUUCCUGAUAAAGGCUUUUGCUGCAGGAGUGAUCCUGGCAACUGGGUUCAUCCACGUGUUGCCCGAUGCUUUUGAGAAUCUGACCUCACCUUGCUUGAAGGAGCAUCCAUGGGGAGAUUUUCCCUUCACUGGCUUUGUUGCAAUGUGCACUGCCAUGGGGACUCUCAUGGUGGAUACUUAUGCCACUGCUUAUUUUCAGAAACACCAUUCCAAUGAAGUACAGAUUGAGAGCGGGGAUGUGGAGAAAGAGACCGGGCACGAAGGGCAUGUGGAACUUCACACACAUGCAACGCAUGGUCAUGCUCAUGGCCCUGUUCACUCCCAAGAUCAAUCCUCCCAGCUUCUUCGCCAUCGAGUCAUAUCACAGGUGUUGGAGUUGGGGAUUAUUGUUCACUCUGUUAUUAUUGGGAUUUCUUUGGGAGCUUCAGAGAGUCCUAACACAAUAAGACCGCUGGUAGCUGCGUUGACUUUUCAUCAAUUCUUUGAAGGCAUGGGACUUGGAAGCUGUAUAUCUCAGGCAAACUUCAAGAGAGUAUCUGUGACAGUAAUGGGAUUGUUCUUUGCCUUGACUACCCCAGUGGGUAUUGGAAUUGGCAUAGGAAUCUCAAGCGUUUAUGAUGAAAACAGUCCAACUGCUCUUAUUGUAGAAGGAGUUUUUAAUGCAGCUUCAGCUGGAAUCUUAAUCUACAUGGCUCUGGUUGAUCUUCUUGCCGCUGAUUUCAUGAGUCCAAGAAUGCAACAAAGUGGCAGACUCCGUCUUGGAGCAAAUGUUUUUCUUUUGCUCGGAGCUGGUUUAAUGUCUAUGGUAGCUAAAUGGGCUUAAGAAAUACUUAGAAUGCAAGGAAGUCUUUUCAAAUAGUCUCCUUUCACUUUUUCAGUAGCCUCCUUCAAGUAUACAAUCGAACCAGAUGUUUUGAUAUUUCAAUUGCAUGUUGUGUGUGCAAGAAAUUAUAAUACAUCACUUUUGUUUAUAUAAA